Molecule: messenger RNA, 13529 nt
Organism: Heterocephalus glaber (naked mole-rat)
Lineage: Eukaryota; Metazoa; Chordata; Mammalia; Rodentia; Bathyergidae
Source: RefSeq, a predicted model, not a curated record
CAGAGCUGUAGCUUGCAGUCAUGCCUGGAUGUUACAUAAGGAACUGGGGGCCUCAACUUGGCCUGGGCAAGACCCUGACAUCUCCUCACAAAAAGGCAGACACCUGCAUGAUUAACAUUCCUGUAUACAGAGCUGAACAAGGAUCCAACCCAAAGCUUUAAAGUAAUAAAGGAGACAGAUACAAAAUGAAGAACACUGGGAUGUUAAUUACACUGAGUGAAUUUUUAUGAAGAAGUUUGCUGGAUUGUUUGAAUAAUGUGAUUAACUUGCUGAAUGUGGAAGAGAAUUCUAGGAAUCAGAAGGAAAGAGGAAAGGUCAACCUUGGAAAGAGAAGCACUGAAAAGAAGGUGUUAAGUAAUUCUCCUGUCUCAGUCUUGGAGUAUCUGCGACUACCUCUGCCCAGCUUUGGAGACUUGCUUUGGAGACUUGCUUUGGAUUGCCACAUGUGGAGAGAAGAAAGGCACUACUGGCAUCCAGUAGUACGAGGCCUUGAUGCUGCUCAUCAUCCUGCAGUGCACAGACUCGAGAAUGAACAAUCCGUCAGAAACCAGUAAACCAUCUAUGGAGAAUGCAGAUGGCAACACAGGCACACAAACCAAUGGUCUGGACUUUCAGAAGCAGCCUGUGCCUGUCGGAGGAGCAAUCUCAACGGCCCAGGCCCAGGCUUUCCUUGGACAUCUCCAUCAGGUCCAGCUCGCUGGAACAAGUUUACAGGCUGCUGCUCAGUCUUUAAAUGUACAGGCUAAAUCUAAUGAAGAAUCGGGGGAUUCACAGCAGCCGAGCCAGCCUUCCCAGCAGCCUUCAGUGCAGGCAGCCAUUCCCCAGACCCAGCUUAUGCUGGCUGGAGGACAGAUAACUGGGCUCACGUUGACGCCAGCCCAGCAGCAGUUGCUGCUACAGCAGGCACAGGCACAGGCACAGCUGCUGGCAGCUGCAGUGCAGCAGCACUCCGCCAGCCAGCAGCACAGCGCUGCUGGGGCCACCAUCUCAGCCUCCGCCGCCACACCCAUGACGCAGAUCCCCCUGUCGCAACCCAUCCAGAUCGCACAGGAUCUUCAGCAACUCCAACAGCUUCAACAGCAAAAUCUCAACCUGCAGCAGUUUGUGUUGGUGCAUCCAACCACCAACCUGCAGCCCGCGCAGUUCAUCAUCUCCCAGACGCCCCAGGGCCAGCAGGGUCUCCUGCAAGCGCAAAAUCUUUUAACGCAACUACCUCAGCAAAGCCAAGCCAACCUCCUACAGUCGCAGCCAAGCAUCACCCUCACCUCCCAGCCAGCAACCCCAACACGCACAAUAGCAGCAACCCCAAUUCAGACACUUCCACAGAGCCAGACAACACCAAAGCGAAUUGAUACUCCCAGCUUGGAGGAGCCCAGUGACCUUGAGGAGCUUGAGCAAUUUGCCAAGACCUUCAAACAAAGACGAAUCAAACUUGGAUUCACUCAGGGUGAUGUUGGGCUCGCUAUGGGUAAACUAUAUGGAAACGACUUCAGCCAAACUACCAUCUCUCGCUUUGAAGCCUUGAACCUCAGCUUUAAGAACAUGUGCAAGUUAAAGCCACUUUUAGAGAAGUGGCUAAAUGAUGCAGAGAACCUCUCAUCUGAUUCUUCUGUCUCCAGCCCAAGUGCCCUGAAUUCUCCAGGGCAAGGAGUGGAGGGUUUGAAUCGUAGAAGGAAGAAACGCACCAGCAUAGAGACCAACAUCCGUGCAGCCUUAGAGAAGAGUUUCUUGGAGAAUCAAAAGCCUACCUCAGAAGAGAUCACCUUGAUUGCUGAACAGCUCAAUAUGGAGAAAGAGGUGAUUCGUGUUUGGUUUUGUAACCGACGCCAGAAGGAAAAAAGAAUCAACCCACCAAGCAGUGGUGGGACCAGCAGCUCACCUAUCAAAGCGAUUUUCCCCAGCCCAACCUCACUGGUGGCAACCACGCCAAGCCUUGUGACAAGCAGUACAGCAGCUACCCUCACAGUCAACCCGGUCCUCCCCCUAACCAGUGCUGCGGUGACUAAUCUCUCUGUUACAGGCACUACAGAUACCACGUCCAACAACACAGCCACCGUGAUUUCCACAGCCCCUCCUGCUUCCUCGGCAGUCACAAGCCCCUCUCUGAGCCCUUCCCCUUCCGCCUCUGCCUCUGCCUCUGAGGCAUCCAGUGCCAGUGAGACCAGCACAACCCAGACCACCUCCACUCCUCUGUCCUCCCCUCUUGGGACCAGCCAGGUGAUGGUGACAGCAUCAGGCUUGCAAACAGCAGCAGCUGCCGCUCUCCAAGGAGCCGCACAGUUGCCAGCAAAUGCCAGUCUUGCCGCCAUGGCUGCUGCUGCAGGACUCAGCCCAGGCCUGAUGGCGCCCUCACAGUUUGCGGCUGGAGGUGCCUUACUCAGUCUCAAUCCAGGGACCCUGGGCAGUGCUCUCAGCCCCGCUCUGAUGAGCAACAGUACACUGGCAACUAUUCAAGCUCUUGCUUCUGGUGGCUCUCUUCCAAUAACGUCACUGGAUGCAACUGGGAACCUGGUGUUUGCCAAUGCUGGAGGAGCCCCCAACAUCGUGACUGCCCCUCUGUUCCUGAACCCUCAGAACCUCUCUCUGCUCACCAGCAACCCCGUUAGCUUGGUUUCUGCUGCUGCUGCCUCCACAGGGAACUCAGCACCUGUUGCCAGCCUUCAUGCCACCUCCACCUCCGCAGAGUCCAUGCAGAACUCUCUCUUCACCGUGGCCUCUGCCAGCGGGGCCACAUCCACCACCACCACCGCCUCCAAGGCACAGUGAGCUGGCCACAGAGCCAGCCCCCCGAGCCUUUAUCACUCUGCAGUGGGGUCAGGCUGCCAGCCACUUGGCAAACUGAAAAAAUGUGAUUGGCUUCUUCUCACCGUGUUGUGAGGGCAAGGAGACAAAGGAGAGAAGAAAAAUACACAUACCAGAAAAAACAAAGAGACAGACAGCAUUUGCCUAAUUUUAUAAUAAAACACUGUCUUUUCAGGAUUGCUUCAUGGAUUGGAGAACUUUCUAACCAAAAAUUAAAAAAAAAAAAAAAAAACCAGAAACAAAAAAAUCAAAAACAAAUAAGUGAAAGGACUACUUAUCAUUUCCAGCAGUCAUGAUGACAAGGUGGGUUACCAAUUCCAAUAUAGGAAAGGGAUUUCUUGUUUGUCUAAAUUUCUUUUUUCUUAAAAAAAAAUCAUUUUUAUGGGUCUGUUGUACAGGCCAUUAAGUCAUAACAAGGUGUUUAUAAUCGUAUCAAUUGUGUUGGGGGUUCCUUUCUUAACUGGUACAAUUUAGGCAGGCCUGUAUUACUGUAUCUCUAUUAUUGUUGUUAUUAUUGUUUUUAUAUAGAGAGAGAGUUUGGACAUGUUUAUCUCUCGCUCCUGGAUCCUAUUUCAGUGAGCUCCCACACUGUGGGGAGGGUGGGUUUGGGGGUAAGGGGAGACUUAACGUUCUUAACUGCGGGGAAUGUUCUUGCUGGUUUCCUUAUCCUUGAUGACUCUUACAGAGGUGCUAGAAAAUUAUUUUCUUUUGCCACUUAUGCAAGAGGCUUGGUGCAGAAGCUGAAGGCAGUGUGUGCAAACACUCUCACUCCACACACGCCCCUCCCCCAUCAGGUGGUGCCUUUGGAGCACUUUUGUGUAGGAAGGAAUUCCUGCUGAACUGUAGCUCUCACUCACCCCAAAUCAUGGAAUGGCCCUGAGGCCCAGGUCCUGUAGUGCAACAGUGCUGCUUUCUGCUACUUCGAAUGGGAACAGCUGCACAUGUUGCAGGGCAGGAUUUGGUUCCAAAGAGCAAAGACUACUGCAGACACCUGACUCGGUGGUUCUCCUGAUUUAUUAUCUCCUGAAAAAUGCUCCUACUGUUGAUGUAUUUGUUUGUGUGUUCCAUUUUAUAGAAGUUUUUCAUCCAAACUUUGACUUACUUGGCAAAGAACAAAUUGAUCUAUUGAAAUUGGGAAACAUUUCCCUUUUGUUUUCUAAAGGAAUUCUAGAGUAUUUCCCAUCAGUUAUAUAUCCAGAAGAGGUUGAGAAGAAUCUGAGGUUGCCACCUUUUCUUCUGAAGAGCUUCAGACUCCCGUCCACUGGGUGGCUUAUAACUUACUCAAACCCUAAGAUUCUCCUCUAUUCUCUAACAGAGGCACUUAUUGGCCAGGCUGUAUUGGGGUCUGUAGAUCCUUUGCAGAAAGGCUGAGCAGGAACUUUGCACACACUGUGUCUCCUGGCUUAUCUGAGACGCUCCUGCUAGGUAGGUCUAAUGACAACACAUAUCUCUUUCUUCAGUGUAGAAAGUGAUUAGCUCCUGUCAUUGUUUUCAAGGUGUUUCUAGACUACAUAAAUUAGCCCAUUGAAAAGAAAGAGCUUGUGCAAAUGGAUAAAGAGGAAUGAGGGUAAUUUAGAGAUUAAAUUCUCCAUUUUGCCAGGGUAUUAUAGUAUCUAUACCAAAAAUUUCCCCAAGAGACUGGACCACUGCAGUGCAGUUCAUCUACGUUCCCCUUCGGAGUGGAGUUAAAGGUUCCUAUUUGGUGUCUGAUGCUUGCUUCACUCUCCGGUGGUUCCAAGACUGCACUUUGUCCCCAUUUUGUGCUGGGGGUUGAGAGAGAGCUAACAGGUGACUUUCCUUCUGAUUGUUUUGCUUGUGGCCACAAGGGAGCUGAGAUUUCUUAUUUGUCUCUCUUCGCCACUGUUCAGAAAAGCAGUGAUACAGACACAGAUGUGUACCUUUGUGAUUCAAGUGGGAACAGUCACAUUAAUAUUCAAGAUCAGAAACAUUGCAGUCCCCUUUUAAAUUUUUUAGUUCCUCUUUGUUUUAUUUUUCAAAGUAUUUAAUUACCCCCUCCCCUCCAAAAUUCCUCUUCUUACCCUUUACUUUCCCUCGAAUCCCUCUAAAAUCAGUGAACUGCAAGCAGGGAAACUAACAAAUGUCCAUCCACCUGUUUUUGUGUGGUGUGUGGCUUUUUUUGUGUAUUUUUAUUUUUAAACUAAGCUUGAACCAAAGUCAAAUUUUAGCAAGCUGCUGUACUAAUGGACUAGUUUAUAACGUGCAGUUCAGACACAUUGAGGAGAUAGAUGCUACUGACAAUUUCUUUUUCAUUUGUCUUUAUUAAUUUUAUAUAAAAGUUGCUGCUUGUUUUUAAUCUUUUGUGUUGGUAAAUUGUAAUAUCCUCUGGGCAGACAUUACCUUGAUUUUUAACUAGUUUGUUUAGGUUGUGUGUAAAUAGAAUGGCAGUGUCAGUUACUAAUUUCUCUGCUCUCCAUCAGCUUUUCCUCUUUUGUAGUUAAAUGUAAUCUUUUAUCAUGACUUGACAUCUCUCACUUUAAUCUGUGCGGAUGAUUUUAGAGCUAUGGAUAAUGCUGUAGCUGCCUGUAGUAAAGAGUCCUCCAAUGGGAGUAUGGAAGUUAAGAGGAGGGAUUCAGGGAGGGAAAUGCUGAUACCCACCAUAUUGGAUUAGAGGUUAUAGCACUAAUUUCCCCAAAUUGCUACCAAAGGAAGUGCGAAGUCCCAAGGGACUCUAGCCCAGUGAGUUAAGAGGAAAGACAAAGGCAGUUUUGUUCUUGUUUUCUAUGAUUUAAUGAUCACCCUCCUAAAUAACACUCACCAACAGAUUUUAAUAUUAAAGAAGAUAUUAAGCUUUAAACAUCAGCACGGUACUCUUUCAGUCCCUACCCUGUCUUAUCUAGUCUCUAAUCCCCUCUUAAGGGGACUCUGCCUUUUAUGUGGAUCACUUGAUGAGGGUAGAUCUUAAACCAGAAUAAAAAUCUGUGUUGAAAAGAACAAUUAGAUCUUUAAACAAAGAUAACUUUAAAUUUUUUUCUUUUCUUUUACAUAUUUAAAAAUAAGUUAUGAAGUAGAAGGUACUUUUUCACACAUGUACACAUGAAACACUAACGUAGCUUGCUGGUGGGUGUUUAGUUUCUCAUCAGCUCCCCACCACUCGUCGUAGAUACUCUGAUAAUCAUACUUGCUUCAUGAACGCCUUAGUCGUUUUUUUAUUUUAUAUCAUCUUGAGAAAUACUUUUUGAACUGAAUGAACUAUCUCCUAAGCUAAGGUACUCAGACCUAACUUUCAGCUACCUUUUAGAAGGCCGUCUGGAAACUCAAGGGGUCACUUGACCAAAAAGAGUUGUUCCGUAGAGCUCCUGCAUUUGGAAGAAAGGCCAAAUAGGUUGUUACAGUUCCUUGUUAUCAUUCUUCUCUUCUUCCUCCUAGUGUUUAUGCAAGUUUUAUUUCCUCCCUGAAUUUGGUUAACACAUAUUAAGCCAAAGACUAAUUUUCAAUGCAGUUAUAGUAAUACUCUAUUUGCCCAUGACAAUGGGCCCUCCUGAGGGAGUAGUGAAUGUACUUGUAAACCCUGCUUGUCAUAAGCAAUGCAGUUUGGUCAUGAACUUUAUUUAGACCCUUAUAAAUCUGAAGGACAGAACAGAAAAACAUAAAAAAGGGCUUCUCACAGAAACAACAUUAUUCUAAGAGAUGAGUUUAAAGGAAAUAAAUUGAAAUAAGCUGUAUUAGUUGAAAUGUUUCUGAGGUUCAGUAGGCAGCUUUUUAGAAUUAAAGAAUUAUUUAUAUCCAUUAAGUGAUAUAUACUCCCUUUUAUUUAUUGUGAGAAAGGUCAGUACCAUCCCAUUUUAUUCAGCUUGUUACUCAAGAAUGGAACCAAAGGAAUUCAAUUUUUGUUUUGCAUAGAACCACACCUAUUUAUUCUUCAUGGUAACAUUAGAAAUUAAUAUUUUCAAAAGAGAAAAUACCCAUUAAAAGAUUUUUAGUGAGCUCAUCUUGCCAGUUUGUUCUGCAUCAUUCAUUUGUUCUUGAUGGGGGAAAGCACAAUUAUACCUCUUUUUAAUGUUACUUUGUCUUAGCCUUCGUGUGUUUGGGGAGAUAGGGAAAAUAUCCUAUAUAACCUGAAAGCACAGAUACUUGCUUGACACAAUAUGUAAAUUCAACCCAAUCUUUAUUGUAAAAUUAUAUUUAACUUACUGGAAAAGCUAAAUGCGCCUGCAAAUAUAAGGAAAUUGUGUCCAUUUUUAAAAUUAGGAAUCUUGCAGAAAACAUUGUAGUUAGUGUACAAUGAACAUUUGGCUUACAGAGAAACUGUAGUUUAUAGUCUGCAGUUGCUCCCAAGACGUGUCAUCCUCACAGAUGUCAGAUCGUUCAUGGGGCAAGGGAGACAGAGGAGAAGCUUCUUGUUCCCCCCAGGAAAGAGGAGCUGCUGGGUAUGGCAUGGAGGCUUAGAGGCCACUCUGCAGUCAUAACCGCCACAGUCCCUCGGGAGGGUUUGUCAGAUACUUUCUCCUUAUGUCAGCAUUUCAACUUGAGGAAUUUAAAGUUUCUUUAUUCUUCAAACUCUGUUAGUACCAAAAAUGUUGCAAGACUGCCAAUACUAAUAAGCGAAACAGACUGAAGACCUGAAAUUUAAAAUCAGCCAAGCGGGCAGAAAUUGAUAGGUGACUUUGUUCAUAACCAUCAAGAGUUCACUUGUGUGUGUGUGCGUGUGUGUAAAGCAUUUAGUGUGUAACACUGCUCAUAUAAUCACAGUCCUAGCUGUUCUGAAGUCAUUUGCAGUCCCUGACAUUUUGAGGAUGACACUCUAUAAAAUAGUAAAUCUUUCUUCAUAUUUAUCUUCAGUUUUGAGAAGGAAAAAAAUCUGUGCUGUCCUCUAAGAAGAAUAAGAUCAGGUUUGCAUGGGGAGCACCUACAAUACGGAGACUUGGAGAAAAAUAGGAUAAAUUGCUUUCAUCAUUAAAAGUCUGUACGAAUCCUAUUAUCCUUUUCUUAGUGCAAAGAGAUGAAAUGGGACACCAUGAAAUUUCCAGUAAGGCGUGAAAGGAUCCUACCAGGAGGGCAGGGAAUAUAUUUCUCAGCAGUUGUCCACUUCGCACCCAGUUUUCUGGAUGGUCUAUGAGCUGUAGCUGUCUUCUAACCAUCCUUUUUCAUGAAUUGUUUCCUUAAGUUGGUUCUUCUACCCUUGGCCUUUGCUAAAAGCAGUAAAUCCAAGUGACUCUUGUGUUGAUUCUGUAAUCUGUAUCUCCCUUCCUCUUUUCCGUCCUGUCGUUUUCUCUUUGAAUGGUGGUAUCUUAAUCUGUGAGGAUAAUAUUCGUGGACAACAGCUAGCUUCUGGCACCUUCAUAAAAUACCUCAGCAUAGCUUAGCAUUGUUGCAGAACUGGUUUUAAACUAAAAACCAAAUAAAUAAAUCAAAAACUUUAUAAAUAGUAGAAAUAAUUCUAGCUGUAGUAUUUAGUUAAACUAACAUUUAUUAUGAUUGAUAAACCUGAUUGAUGCUGUAUGUAUUCGGGAUCCUGUUUAUAGGUUACAGUUUAUAGGGUUAGAGAGGGUGGUCAGGGUAGGGGAGAAAGAAGGUGAUUAUGUUAGAAGGAAAAUGUUGCUCGUGUGUGUUUUUCUUUAUACCUGUCUUGCCAAAGGAAACUUGAUAUUCCCCUGUGAUUGAGUUUAGGAUUUAUUGGCUUCUUUAUGGUCUGAUCUCCAGCACAGUGUAUGGUGGCAUGCAGGUGACGUGUAGGGCAUCCAAUAGGUUCAGGGUCCCCAGGGGCACAUUUAUAACCCUUCCUAUGGCUGCCCAUGCUCCCCGUACCUGCAACCUCUCCUAAUGAUUCAUUACCUCUGUAUAUAGCAAAAGCUUAGGUAAAGGAUGAGUGUGUAAAUAUCUGGGUGUGCUGAUGAAAAGUAGAGACAGAAAUAGACAUGCACCAACUCAUUUGGAGAGAAAUGGAGAGGUAACUGUUGUAUCUUAAUCUAGGAAAAUUCAAGUGAAAACCAGUUCUUCUAGUCACCCUCUGUUAUUGAAUGUUGUGCUAGUAGCCUGUCAUUUAAAACCUUACUUCUUUUUUUAUACCAAGACUUGUUCUGCCUAAACCAAAAACACAAAUAGAAGUAAAACCAAAUCAAGCAUUUGAAAGCUAACCUGCUCACUUCACACCUGCAGUAAGCUGUGCCUCUGAGGACUGGCUGGUUGUUCUAGGUGCAGUGUGAAUGAGAAGUGAUGCUGGUUUAGGAAGAAGUAAGUGUCCUCUCUGCCCACACUCUGGAACAGAUUUUCUUGGCUCCCAGAGUUCCGAUAUAGACUACAUCUCCAGAGAGGCUUUUUUUUUUUUUUCUUUUAAUGAAUGAUCCAUCGCGUACAACCUAAACGGGGUUUGGUUCGGAUGCCAAAGACACUGCUAUGUCAUUUUUUAUCCUUACGUUUUCAAAACAGGUAGAGGGAAUAGGAGCAGAAGGCAGAAAUUUGGUAAAGCUUUACCUUGUUUCUUUUCUUUACCUUUCCUUUUGCUCCAUCCCUACUUUUUGAAAGAAAUCUUGUUGGUUAUCUGGCUUUGGCAAAGAGAUUUAUUUUGUUUCACUCUGCUGGCUCUGUAAAGAUGGGUAGAAUUGUUCAGUGUAGCAGUGAUAUUCUUGGAAUUGAGAAAUUUUAGGAGUGCAAAAGAUGGGGGUAGAAUUAUUUUAUUUCUUUUUAUCUAAUACAGUACUUAUAAAUAGAACCAAUACAGCCUCCUUGAGUUCAGACAAUAUUCUAGAUGUGCUAUCUCUGUUCUGUCUCUUGAAGAAGCAUUUUCAAGAGCAAGAUUGCAUGGAAAACCAAAAGAUUUUCCCUUAUUCUCCCAUAGAACUGUUUUAUUCCAAAAUGUUUUUAUAUUACAUACUCUCAGAAAUUGACUAGUUCACUGUCUUGAUGUAAGACUGAUAAGACAGAGAGGGAGAGAGGGGAAAUAAUAUAUUUUUCUCUGAAUAGUCAAUCAAAAAUGAUUAGGUUGCAGAACUCCAUGAAAGCUUUCAUAAUUUUAUCCUUCUGACAUUCUGUAUAAGUAGUACUAAUGUUGUGUGACUCUUCAAAGCAUUAGGCAGGUUUGUAAGUAGGCGAUAGGGAUGGGGAAGAGAAGAGCACUUGAAACAGAGGCCAUGGGAAAACCAGGUGUGUGUAAUGAACAAGAAUUUGAGCCUGGAAGUGAAGCUUCCAGGGGCUGGGGAGAGAAGAUGUGGAUUAUGAUUCUUUCUGUGUCCCUGAGUCUGCCUACAAUGCCACCUUCUGGUUCAAACCCAGGACACUGUCAGACUAACUUACUAUAAAAACAAUAUUGAGGUCUGCUGCAAAGUUUUCCCAUGUUUUCUUUGUUUACUUAUUCAUCAUGGUUUAAGUUGGCCACAACCUCGUAAAAGCAGCUUAAGGCUUCUUUCACCAAUUGGCAGCGGCAUUGAACUCUCCAGAGUUAUAUCCCAGUCUGCAGGCAGACAGCUGAUUACAGUGCUGUUCCCAAAAAAUGAGGCAUCUGACCACUUAGUUCCGUAAGCACGAAGUUUCAUUCAAAAGUUUUCUUUUGAAUGAAAAUGGACAGAGCUAACUCCCAUCCAGCCCUGACAGUGUCUCAAGGUGUGAAAAAGAGGAGGAAAUGAAAUGCACUUUCAGAAGCUGAGAUGACAGCGUCUGUUAGGAACACCUGGGUCACAGGGAGCUGGGGAGAGCUGUUUUUGGUUCCAUUCCUGCGUGAUGUGCAGAAGUUUGUACCUCCUAAGUGGAGUGUCUCAUUCCAGCCUGGUUGGAGGAAUGAAAAGGAGAAAUCUUGACCCUUUGCAACCAUAUUCUAAUACUGACUUUUACAACAGAAAAAAACUGGUCUCCUCUGAGAUCUGAUAAGAAAAACAGACUUGACGCAGCUUACCUCUGCUUGUAUGGGCAGUGUGCAUUACCCAGUCCACAGGAGGCCUUGCUGCAGGGAGAACUCCUUCCCCUCCUCUGUGGUAGCAGCGAGGGCUAGGUGAGUAAGCGUGGGUUGUCCUGCCCACCGCAAAGUCCAGGAGCUGUUGUAUACCUCAUUUCUAACUUGUGACUGAGUCACUUGCUUUAACUUCCUCUCAGCCCUACAGAGUUGCCAAGUCUGCCCUCCCUCCUCUCUGUAAUAUUAAACUCUGGCCUAUAGCAUCAUGAGACCUGUAGCCAAGGGUGGGACCUCCUAACGCCUCUGAAUGUCUCUGCUUGAAAGCUACUCCAAACCCGAGGGCAAAUUGCAAUCUUCUGUUCCUUUCUGUUGCAAAGGGGUCUUCACAGGUCUCCUCACAUCCACUGGCCGCCAUGCUGCCUUCCAGGGCUGCCCCUGCCCCCCGCCCCCGUGUCUGACGCUGGCCACGGGUCAGGGCUCUGUCCUUUUCCCUGUGGGUGGAGGCCACAGGCUUCUGUGUAUUUGCAGAAUUCGGGGUAGAAGGGAAGACACCAAAGGUUCCUUUAAGCUGACUGCUGCAUAUACAUUUCACUUUUUUCCUUUGGCAUGACCAAAAAGAAAAAAAAAUCCAAAUAUUUAAGUUUAUUAUUAUUAUUAAUAUUAAUAUUAUUUGACAAUCUUAUAUCCAACGGGCUCCCUAGAAGCUGCAUCCCUGCCCUUUGACCUUUUCUUUGAAUGUAGUUCUCAACCUUCAACUCCCACCCUUAAAGUUGAAAAGAAGCUUAGCCAGGUCAUAAUACUGCUGCUAUAAGCCAGGGGAGGGUGGUUUCUUUGUUUUGUUUUGUUUUUUAAAUUUCCAGCCAAAACCAAAGAUUUCUUAAUGAUUGUAUAAACUCAAAACAAACAAAAAAACCAAAGAAAAGGGAUGUCUUCAGCAUCAAUCCAGUCUGUGGCGUCCUGGCACUUAGAAGAGUGAGGGCGGGGACGGGUAGGGGCCCCUGGCGGCCGAAAGGGGCAGGCGAGCUGCUUUCUGGGGACUGGGAUUUGGCACUGGUGCGUGCACCCGGUCCUUGCAGCUUGUGGCCACACCAUGAAACCCAUUGGCAUUUCAGACUUCUCAAAACAAAAGCCAAAACCCCAUCACCACCGUAAACAACCAGGGUCACCACGGGGACUUAGCGCAGGGACCAGGGAGCCAGAGCUGCUGUUGGACUGGCCCAGGACGCCACAGAGUGGGGCGUUGAAGACACGGCACAGGACUGGCUGCUCUGCUGGGUGCUUUCACCUCGGGCUGGGCGGACAAGUGGAGGGGCCCUUCUGAGCCUUUUUCUCUUUUCCUUUGCUGGAACUGCUUGGAAGUGGCUGUCCUGUUUGUGAGAAAACAUGCAGAAUGAUUAUCAAGCUUUUCAUUUCUCUUUAUUGUAGUUUUGUUUCCUUUUUGCAGCACCACUGUGCAACUAUGCAUUGUAUCUCACAACCUUUUGUGCUAGGUAGAUGCCUGUGACUUUUUAACUUGGGGGGUGGGGGGAUUGCAAAUGAAGGAACUUUUUACACAGAUCUUUUUAAUCUCAGUUGAUUGGGGGAGGGGGGUAUUUGGUUCUAGGGUCAUACAAGCUCUAUCCCAAAGCAAAAUCCAAAUGUUAAUAAUAUUAGCCUGAUGCAGAUACCAAAGAUAAUUUCUUUCCUGCAGAACCUUAGACUUGUGUAUUAAGUACGAUUACCCAGCACUUGCAUUAGUCUAACCUCAGUAAUUCCAAAGCUUAGAUGUAUAUUUUGGUAUAUUUCUGGGAUAUUAAAAAAAAAUGUCGUUUAACUUCUUGUUUGUUUCAGUGUAAUGCUCUUAAAGUCAUAGCAUGAAAAUAAUUGAGCUGUCCUAUUCUUAGUAGUUUGAAAUAAUAGUAUUUUUGUAUGUUUUGGGUGUGUCUAUGUAUGUAUUAACAUAACAGUUUUCACUGCCUAGGUGUUCAUAAUAAAAAAGAAAAUGAAAAAGUUCUGAGUGUACAUAAUAUUGAGUAAUAAUCCUCUACCGGGUGUCAAUUGGAUUGCAUAGUCACUGAUUACUGUGCCCAACUGGGGGUUUUGUUUUGUUUUGUUUUAAAGAGACAGUGAUCGUGUUUUUCUAAAGAUGUUUCCUGUCUUUAAAUAUCUUAACUCCCUUGCCUUUUCUUUCCUUUUUUUUUUCUUUUAAUAUCGAUUCAGGGGUGUUUUUCCACUGUUAUCAAGGGAGGGGCACAAGGGGACUUAGCCCCUUGGCCUCCCAAAACUUUUUGUUUUAUGUACUUUAAAAUGUGAGUUUUAUGAGUUCUUCUUUGUGGAAACUUAAGAUGUGGUGUAAAUGAUUCUUUCCAAAAUUGUCCAGCAGCUUUAAUGGGAGGCAGUGACAAUUUCUCAGUAGUUUGUUGGGAGUCCUUUUACAUUUCUCCUAGAUGACUGCAAUCUGGGUGGCUAUUGUGUAGCCUCACUGACCCGGAGCACCUGCUUAGCCAUUUCCCCUGCUGGUCGGUCCGCUGAAAACUGGGAACGCUGGACCUUGUUAUCUAUCCCCUUUGUUAACACGUUUUCUUGGUUUUGCAAACCUGAAACACAGGCGACUUUACAAGUUGGGGAAUUAGCUGAUGCCUCCUGAGGCCUGAGGAGGUGGUGGGGACUAUGAGCGGUGCUGUCUCUUUUAAAGUGCCCUUUAUAUGAUUCCCCCUCCUGGGGCUGCCUGCAGGGGGCUGUAGGCUGGGAGAGACUGUAGGUGCCAGUGAAUCUGAAUGAAUUGGUAGACUUUGUGUAGAUGCAUUUGUCUGCUGUAAUUUUUUAUAUAUAUAUUAAACUUACUGUAACUGUACAGUUCAUUUCUGUUGUAAAACAUCAUUAAACCAUUUUCCAAGUGUUUUCA